Molecule: messenger RNA, 1149 nt
Organism: Musa acuminata AAA Group (dessert banana)
Lineage: Eukaryota; Viridiplantae; Streptophyta; Magnoliopsida; Zingiberales; Musaceae
Exons: 3
Coding region: 42-962 (306 amino acids)
Source: RefSeq, a predicted model, not a curated record
UCGGGACAGGGCCCGCCCAGUCCCACCAACCGAUCCUUUACAUGUUAUGUCGGACGGAAUAUCUCGAAUCUUAUUCCUAUCUCUUCGCUGACAAAAUCUGUCCGCCGCCCUCAAUCCGACCUUCAUCCAAAACCCUAAACUUCCGUCGGCCGAGCUGCAGCGGUGGCGGUGAUCCCAACAAGAACCGCUCCAGGGUUUGCGCCUAUGGCCGGGUCGAGGACGAGGCGCAGGAGAGGGUGAUUAGGGUUUCCGAUCCCUUGCGGGAUGAAGGUUUGCCCCCUCUCUUUUUCGUUCCCCUCCUCAACGGCGCUUCGUCUUCUCCUCUGUCCCCUUCUGUGAGCCCGCAGCAGCAGCAGACGGAUGGCGGCGACGAGAAGCAAGAUUACUAUGUCAACAUGGGAUACGCGAUUCGUACCUUGAGGGAAGAGUUUCCUGAUAUCUUCCAGCGCGAACCCAACUAUGAUAUAUACAGGGAUGAUAUUGUCUUCAAAGACCCUCUCAACACCUUUGUUGGUAUUAACAACUAUAAACGGAUAUUCUGGGCUCUGAGACUCAAUGGUCGUGUUUUCUUCAAGGCUAUAUGGAUCAACAUCGUGAGCAUAUGGCAGCCUGGAGAGAAUGUUAUUAUGAUUCGUUGGAUUGUUCAUGGCAUUCCUCGGGUGCCUUGGGAGAUUCAUGGCCGCUUCGAUGGAACCUCUGAGUACAAACUUGAUAAGACCGGAAAGAUAUAUGAACACCGUGUAGACAAUGUUGCCCUUAACACACCGACCAAGUUUCGGGUAUUGCUUGUGGAAGAGUUGAUCCAAUCACUUGGCUGCCCGUCCAAUCCAAAGCCCACCUAUUUUGAAACAUCAUUGUUAAGUGUCAUUUCUUGCCUGCCAUCUUUGUUGAGAUUCUCAUGGAUCCGAUGCUACAUGGCAUUUUACAUAGUUCUUGCUUUUAGAUGCAACGGAAAAGACUGACCGAAGCUUCUGCUUCAAAGUUUUGUCAACAGCAAGGUGGGAGUUACUCAUGGUCGUGUAUAGUGUACAGCAAGUUGUAUUAUCGAUCUUAUCGAAUUCUUGUUCCCUGUAGUUCAAGAGCCAUUAAAUAAUCAUAUGCUGUAAAAACCUGAUAUUGAUCCAAUUUGCUUAUAUACUUUUGUCUUCA